Molecule: messenger RNA, 2499 nt
Organism: Capsicum annuum
Lineage: Eukaryota; Viridiplantae; Streptophyta; Magnoliopsida; Solanales; Solanaceae
Product: nudix hydrolase 1
Exons: 6
Coding region: 1900-2367 (155 amino acids)
Biological process (GO): dGTP catabolic process
Cellular component (GO): cytosol
Molecular function (GO): 8-oxo-7,8-dihydrodeoxyguanosine triphosphate pyrophosphatase activity
Source: RefSeq, a predicted model, not a curated record
GUAAUGAGGGAAUCCCAAUUAGGCCUAAUCACUCUGGAACAGCUCCUUCAGCAACUGAACUACCACCACCACAAGAUUAUUAUCAGGUAAUAAAAGAAUACCCACGAGGCCUAAUCACUCUAAACCAGAUCAUUCAGCAACUGGCCCACAUCCACCACAAGAAUAACCACGAGGCCUAAUCACUCUAAACCAGAUCAUUCAGCAACUGACCCACAUCCACCUCAAGAUAGAUGCAAUGGGAAGAUUUAUGGUAGUUGUAUAAUCCACUCUCCAACAGUAUUCCCCAGAGGCUGCGAUGUUGGUACUAGAUGUAGAUACGGCAGGACUAGGCCCUAAUUAAAUUGAAAUAAUAUCAGUAGAGUCGGAGUUAGGAUUUGAAAUUUAUGAAUUAUAAAUUUCGGAAACAACCUCUAUAGCUACCUCGCAGAGGUAGAGGUAGUGGUAAGGUAUAUGUACUUUAUCUUUCCUAAACUUCACUUGCGGGAUGGAUAUGUUAUUAUUGUAGUUACUGAUUCAUAGUAAAUUGUAAACGAUAAACUUUAUCAUUUCAAUUUACUUAGCGAUAUUCAAAGAAACGAUAAACAUCUAGUGGCGGCUGGUUGUAUCGAUUCGAACUUAAUGGCGAUCUGUCAAGACUUGCAUAAGGACUCUAAAGCCACACUAACUUAGGUUAAAAUCUAAAUAAUGACACUGAAUUGGUCUACUUUUGCAAAUCUCCCAUCCAAACAAGUUUGAAUGGGCUGAGCAUUCAAAAGCCCAAGAGUUCCUUGUUAGGCUAUUCAGAAUAGUUGCUACACGUGAAAUACAGAUAACAAUUUCGAAAUAAAAUUCGAGAUCAAUUUUAUUUGAGGUAUGAGUUAAUUUGAGAUUAUAUUAUUCCAUCAUUUAUUAAAAUUAUGAAAUUUAUUAUUCAUACAAAAUGGAAAAACAAAAUAAUAUUGUAGACCGGCGUGAGAUAUCUUUAUUUAUCUUAUCGAGUGUACUUAUUGUCAUUUAACUAUGAGGUGACGAGUUCAAAUUCUAUAAUAGAUUCUUCUGAUUAGCCCUUUAGCAACUCGUGUCCAUAACAGAAGUUUUAGUGUUAUAGGCGCCAAUGAAAUAUUAAAAAAAAUAUUCAUACCAAAUAAAAACUUAAAAUAAUAUCAUAGAAUAUUCAUGAGAUAUUUUUACUUAUCUUAUCGAGCGUACUUGUCAUUAUUUCAUCAAGAGGUUACGAGCUCAAACUCUAUAAUAAAUUCUUAUUAUUAGAAUAUCUUCAACAAAUCCCUGUAUAACAGAAGCCUUAGGGGUUGUUUGGUUGGGAAACAAGUUAUCUCGAAUUUACUAAUUUCGAGAUUAGUUAUUCCAUAUUUAAGGAGAGAUAAAAUUAACACUACAAUUCAGAUAACUUAUAUCGAAAUAAGUUAUCUCACGAAUUUUAUAUCAAUCAAACAUGGAAUAAUCUAAUCUUAAAACUAAUCUCGAAAUUAGCUAUCACUUAUUUUUCCUACCAAACGGGACCUUAAGGAUCAUUUGGUAGGAGGUAUAAAACGGAAUAUCUCAUAAAUAAAAUUUAUAUCAUAUUUAAUUGAUGAUAUAAAUUUAUACCGAAAUUAAUUUAUACCUUCAAUCAAAUAUUACAUAAAAUUAAUACCGUCACAUUUAAUCUUGAUAUUACCCAUAUUACCCAUCAAUCAUGUGACUAUUUAUACCACCGCCCAUAUAUGAUAGUAUAAAAUAGUCGAGAGAUUAUACUUCUGGGACAAUUUAGUUUACGUACCAAACCAGACCUUAAUUAAAAUUUAUUAGUGUAAUAUAAAAAGUGGCGGGACCCACCAAAACUUUUCAAAUACUAUAAAUACUCCCACACGCAUACUCCAUUUUGAUUCUCCCCGUAAAAUUUAUUCUGGUGCCGGAGAAAUGGAAAACGGAGCUCCGUCAACCGGAACGCCGCCUUCACCGCCACCGUCUCCGAUGCCUAAAGUCGGCGUAGCGGUAUUUCUAUUGAACGGAAGUAAAGUUCUGUUAGGAAAACGCCUCUCCGCCAUCGGUCAUAGUACUUUUGCACUUCCCGGCGGCCACCUGGAGUUCGGGGAAAGUUUUGAAGAGUGCGCUGAGAGGGAGGUGAAGGAGGAAACCGGAUUAGAAAUCGAUAAAGCAGAGUAUCUAACAGUGACUAACAAUAUUAUCUCGGAGAAAGUGCAUGUCGUUUGCAUAUUCGUAAGAGCAGUCCUUGCUGAUGUUAACCAGAAGCCUGAAACACUUGAACCUGAGAAAUGUGCUGGUUGGGAUUGGUAUGAAUGGAACAAUCUCCCUAAACCACUCUUUGGUCCUUUAGAAGAUAUGGUCCAAAGUGGCUUCAACCCUUUUCCAACUAGUGCUAGUUAACUGUUUUGCUAAGCAUUUAGGAUUUGAUGCACUGUUUUUUUUUGUAAUGGCAAGUGAUUCUAGAAUGUGAUAUUUUUGAAGGGUUGUUUGGUGCACUAAGCUUUUGCUAUAGCAACGUCCUCGUUGAUAGUC